AUGGCGGCCACGCUGCCAGCGCCAGACCUCAGCAGCCUGCUCACGCCUCUCCUCCCGGCUCUGCCUGCUGCGGCCGCUUCCACUCAGCCCGCCACCAAGGUUCUGCCGUUGCUGUCGCCCAUCCUCCGCCAGCGCGUCCAGCUCCUCGCCUCGUCACCCAUCUCCUCUUCCGCAGAGCCCUGGUUGCGGCUGCUCUGCUACGACACCUCCAAAGCCGCUCGCCUCGCCGAGCUCGUCCGCAGCCCGAGCCUUGAGCCUCACCCGGUAUCAGGCGAGGUCGAGGUCGACUGGGACUACGACGCCGAGACGCGCUUCCGCCGCGUAGACCAAGAGACGCUCCAGGCCCUCGUCGCCCUGACGGAGCUCGGAAUCGCCUUCCGCCUGGUGUAUUGCGUCAAUGACCAAGAAGGGGGCGGCGACGGCUGGAAGGUCGGCGAGGUCACCGUGGCGGACAAGCCCUCGCCCUUUUCCGACUUUGGAGGGACCUCGUCCAUCGCCGAGGCGGAGAGGCAGUUCAGGGAGGGCAAGACUGCCACGAUCCAGCUCAAUGGUGGCACCAGCCGAACCCAAUAUGUUGCCGACGAAGAUGAAGAUGACGACGACGAUUAUUGGGGCCGGUACGAUGCCACACCGGCUCGCACUCCAGCCGGGGACAAGCGCUCGCCGGCUCCAGGCGCGGCCGGUACCUCUUCCACGUCUCAUCACGCCGGGGCGCUGUCCGACCCCUACCGCUCAGCCUCCGCAGAAGACGAAUACUUUGCGCAGUACGACCAGGUCCAACCCGCCAUGGACAACCACGAUCCCGACGAGGAGGCUGCCGCCGCCCACGUCAUGCCCUCCCUCGGCCUGAGUAACGCGGUCUCAGGCGGCAACGGCAACGGCAGCAUCCUCGCGCACCCGCGGCCCAGUGAGCCUGCCCAGCGCUCGGGCCUGCUGCCCAGCAACCCGGCGGAUGAGCCCGAGUCCGUCGCCGCCGCCGAGCUCCUCCACCCGCGUCCGGACUCGAGCGCCAGCUCCAACGGCUCGCACACAGUCGCCCGCCUCGAGGAGACGGCUGGAAAGCGCGAGGCUAGCGAGUUCGGCGUCAAGCAGCACGUCUCCCGCAGCAUCAGGAGCCUGUACAUGCUGUCCCGCGCCUCGGGCAUCGACCGCGACGAGUUUGAGCGCAUCGUCAAGACGGAGCUCGACGUCCUGGGCAUGAUGGAGGAUGAGGACUAA
Purpureocillium lilacinum is the source of this 1218-nucleotide messenger RNA. RefSeq lists its product as uncharacterized. The record is from RefSeq and is a predicted model, not a curated record. Lineage: Eukaryota; Fungi; Ascomycota; Sordariomycetes; Hypocreales; Ophiocordycipitaceae.